AUGGCACUGCACAAGGACUGUAUUUCUAGCAGUGUAGCAGGGCUGGCCGCUUGCGGAUCCGCCCGAGCUGUGAUCGCGGCAGCCGCCGCCGCCACUGCCGAGAGCCCUGCGGCCGUCGCGGGCGGUAGCGGAGGAGGAGGAGGAGGCCCCGGCUCGGCUCGCAUCGCGGGCAAGAAGGCGCAGCUCCGCUCCGCGCCCCGCGCCAAGAAGCUCGAGAAGCUGGGCGUCUACUCCGCCUGCAAGGCUGAAGAAUCUUGUAAAUGUAAUGGCUGGAAAAACCCUAACCCACCUCCCACUCCACCCAGGGCAGACUUGCAACAGGCAGUUGUGUGUCUCACCGAACCAUGUCGUAGCUGUAAUCAUCCACUUGCUGCUCACGUUUCCCAUUUGGAGAAUGUCUCUGAAGAAGAAAUGAACAGACUGUUGGGGAUUGUGCUGGAUGUGGAGUAUCUCUUCACCUGUGUCCAUAAAGAAGAAGAUGCUGACACUAAACAAGUCUAUUUCUACUUGUUCAAGCUUUUGAGGAAGUGCAUAUUACAGAUGGUGAAACCUGUUGUAGAGGGAUCUUUGGAAAGUCCCCCGUUUGAGAAGCCUAGUAUUGAGCAGGGAGUUAAUAAUUUUGUCCAAUACAAAUUUAGCCACCUACCAUCAAAAGAGAGACAAACAAUAGAUGAAUUGGCUAAAAUGUUUCUAAAUCGUAUCAACUAUUGGCAUCUGGAGACUCCUUCCCAGCGAAGGCAGAGGUCACCUAAUGACGACAUUGCUGGCUAUAAAGUUAAUUAUACAAGGUGGCUGUGCUACUGCAAUGUACCCCAGUUUUGUGAUAGUCUACCUCGAUAUGAAACCACACAAGUUUUUGGGAGAACACUGCUGCGCUCUGUCUUUACUGUCAUGAGACGACAACUUCUAGAACAUGCUAGACAGGAGAAAGACAAGCUUCCUCCUGAGAAACGGACACUAAUCCUCACACAUUUCCCAAAGUUCCUGUCCAUGUUGGAGGAAGAGGUGUAUAGUCAAAGUUCUCCUAUCUGGGAUCCAGAUUUCAUGGCAUCCUCUUCUCGAACUGCCCAGCUAGGCAUCCAGACAGUUAUUAGCCGUCCUCCAGUGGUAAGGUCCUUCUCAUACAAUGCAAGUCCCUCAUCUCUCGAGCAGCCCAGUAGUGGGAGUUUGAGCCCUGCAUGCAAGGCUGUUUCUGGCUUGGACCCAAACCUGGGAGAGAAAAGAAAAAUUAAUGAGCCUUAUUCUGGGGAGGAUGCUAAGAAGCCGAGAGUUGUAGGAGAUAUUCCUAUUGAACUAAUCAAUGAAGUGAUGUCAACCAUUACAGAUCCAGCAGCAAUGCUUGGGCCAGAGACUAAUUUUCUAUCAGCACACUCAGCCCGGGAUGAAGCCGCAAGGCUGGAAGAGCGCAGGGGAGUGAUUGAAUUUCAUGUGGUUGGAAAUUCCCUAAACCAAAAGCCAAACAAAAAAAUUAUGAUGUGGCUGGUUGGCUUACAGAACGUAUUCUCACAUCAGCUACCCAGAAUGCCAAAAGAGUACAUUACUCGUUUAGUCUUUGAUCCGAAGCAUAAGACCCUUGCAUUAAUAAAAGAUGGCCGUGUGAUUGGUGGUAUCUGUUUUCGGAUGUUCCCAUCGCAAGGAUUUACAGAAAUAGUUUUCUGCGCUGUGACUUCUAAUGAACAAGUCAAGGGUUAUGGAACCCAUCUAAUGAAUCAUCUGAAAGAAUAUCACAUUAAGCAUAAUAUUCUCAACUUCCUUACAUAUGCUGAUGAAUAUGCAAUUGGUUACUUCAAGAAACAAGGUUUUUCAAAAGAUAUUAAAGUACCCAAAGCAAAAUACGUUGGCUAUAUCAAGGAUUAUGAAGGAGCCACUUUAAUGGGAUGUGAAUUAAAUCCAAAGAUUCCAUAUACUGAAUUUUCAGUUAUCAUUAAGAAGCAGAAAGAGAUCAUUAAAAAAUUAAUUGAAAGGAAGCAAGCUCAGAUUCGGAAAGUUUAUCCUGGUCUUUCUUGCUUCAAAGAUGGAGUACGACAGAUCCCCAUAGAAAGCAUUCCUGGAAUUAGAGAGACCGGCUGGAAGCCAAGUAGUAAAGAGAAAGGUAAAGAACCCAAAGAUCCAGAUCAGCUGUACAGCACUCUAAAAAACAUUCUACAACAGGUAAAGAGCCACCAAAGCGCUUGGCCUUUCAUGGAACCUGUGAAGAGGACAGAAGCUCCUGGAUAUUAUGAAGUUAUAAGGUUCCCCAUGGAUCUGAAAACUAUGAGUGAACGACUGAAAAACCGGUACUAUGUAUCGAAGAAAUUAUUCAUGGCAGAUUUGCAGCGCGUGUUUACUAACUGCAGAGAGUACAACCCUCCUGAAAGUGAAUACUACAAGUGUGCCAAUAUACUAGAGAAAUUUUUCUACACAAAAAUUAAAGAAGCUGGGCUAAUUGACAAGUGAUAUCGUCUAUCUCUAACACAAUCAAUAUGCCUGCUUAAGAGCAGAGUAUGCAGUUCAUAUUUCAAUAGAAUUGGAGCGUGUGUUAAAAUAAAUUUGUUUUAUUAACUAGCACUUUUAAAAAAUGUAAUAUAGAGAGUUUAUUUUAUUAAAGUACUUUUUAAAUGUACACCUGCAUGCCCUUUUGCAGUGAAUUCAAUAAUACAUUUUUAUUAGAUGUAUUGCACAAAACUGUUUGGAGAUUUGGAAAGGGACAAUUUUCCAAGCAGCGAAUGUUUAAGCUUAAUGUAACACAGUAUCAAAUUGUAAAAAGCUUUUUAUUUUUUACAGCAGAGAUGCUAAUGAAGGGGAAAAUGAAUUUUAUAUAUAUUUUAAUGAAACACUCAACUACUAGAAGGUGCUAUGAGAAUAUUAGAAAGAACUGCUCUAAAGUAUAAUUAGGAAAAUCCCCUAAUAGGUGCAAUUUUUUUCUUAUUAAUUUCAUUCUUUGUAUUUGGAACCACUAUGUCAAAGGAAAUCUGACUAGUUAAGUUGUGUCAUGCUGACUUUGGUUAUAUAAAUCAUAAAUUCCAAAAGACUUCAAAACCUGUGGUAGCCAUAAAAGCCAUAUAUACUCUUCUAUACUGUUUUGUAGGGCCAGCUAAAGUAUAUUUCAAAUGAAGAAUAACCUUUUCUAUUACUGUGUCCCAAGCUGGCAAUCACUUGCCUGCAUUAGGAAUUUUAUAUACAUGGAAAAGCAACGCUAAUCAUACAUUCCCACAGUAGCUGCUGCAGUGAGUGGGUGGAAGGGGCAGAUCCAAAGAUUUUCACACACAUCAGCCAGCAACUAGAUGCCAUGAGUAAGUUGAGCAACAUUCACAUUAACCUAACUAGUGCAAUGGGAUUUUUUAGUAUUCCUGUGCAGAGUGUAUGCCUCCCUAGUCUCUUUCUGCAAAUGAAAAUGUUUCCAUUAUGCAAGUGGUUUUCCCUUCACACUAUAGUAGUUGGACAUAACUUUCCUAUCACAACUAUCUGCACCCUACCCCCACCCCCGACAGAAAACCAAUCAUAAGGGCUAGGAGCUCUGGUUGUGAGAUGCAGUGCAGGGCUGCAGUCAGAAGUGAAACUGACAAAUGUACUCAACCCCCUAACCUCUUGCACAAAGAGCAAGAGUUUUUUGUAAGGUAGGGAGGAUUUCUGUUAAUUCCCCUCAUGGCGGUGAGGAGUUGCAGUGCAGGGGGAAGGUACUAAAAUCCCUUCCGAACACUUUAUUUGCAGUUCUGUAAAGAUUCAACUAUCCUUAAAUUAGAGCCUUAUCUGAUACUUUCCAGGGUUUUAUGACACAUCAUAAAAAACUGAACAUACUCCUGCUAAGUUAACUUACUUACCGUCAUGUAUUGCUUUAAUUAAACUGGAUUUCUCACCUACAUUUUAUAACAAUCUUAUUAGCAUACUAUUGAUUGCAGCUAUAAUUUUCAUUACUCCUUACAUUAUACAUAGGAGAUACACUUCCAUUUGUGCCAAUGGGGUGUGAAGGAAAUAUUUGCUAACUACUAUGUCCUACUUCAUGAGUGGGCAGUGGUUGUCUCACAAACACUGGGAACAGAGGGCAAUGAAGGAUGUCUCAUGGUAAGGGUGGACUGCUUCUCCUGUGUUUAUAAAAUGCUGUUGGACUAGAGCUUCAUGCUGUUUUUAGAUGUGCUGAUAUUUCACUAGAAAAGUGGCAAACUGCAUUUCAAUAGAAAUAUCCAUUUUUACAGAUGCCUAUGGGAGUGUCUAUCCUACAAGUAGAUGACCCUUGCUAGAAGGAAAUGGUACAAAAGUUAGUAAAAAUGGUGACAUAGAAAUGCCUUAGCGCUUUAUAUAAAAUCGGUCAGAUUUAUUUGGCUUUGUAUUUAAGGUACAAUGAUGCAACUGUGUAUUAGAGUAUUUAAGUAGUACUUUUCAAGUAUUUUAUAAAC
Molecule: messenger RNA, 4373 nt
Organism: Gekko japonicus
Lineage: Eukaryota; Metazoa; Chordata; Lepidosauria; Squamata; Gekkonidae
Gene: KAT2B
Product: K(lysine) acetyltransferase 2B
Exons: 19
Coding region: 1-2436 (811 amino acids)
Biological process (GO): chromatin remodeling; positive regulation of transcription by RNA polymerase II
Cellular component (GO): histone acetyltransferase complex; nucleus
Molecular function (GO): histone H3 acetyltransferase activity; protein binding
Source: RefSeq, a predicted model, not a curated record